AUAAUUCCGUCUUUGAACACCAAAUUAACUGGUUUAGCCAUUCGAGUUCCCACUUUAAAUGUUGGAAUAGUUGAUUUAACUGUUCGUCUAAAAGAAGAAACAAGUUAUGAAGAUAUUAAAAAGGCUAUGAAAUAUGCUUCCGAAAACGAAUUAAAAGGAAUUCUUGGAUAUACUGAGGAUGAU
This is a messenger RNA of Racocetra fulgida, 183 nucleotides long. The record is from the annotation of a GenBank genome assembly. Lineage: Eukaryota; Fungi; Glomeromycota; Glomeromycetes; Diversisporales; Gigasporaceae.